This is a messenger RNA of Penicillium digitatum Pd1, 5235 nucleotides long. Its product is annotated as Eukaryotic aspartyl protease family protein. Lineage: Eukaryota; Fungi; Ascomycota; Eurotiomycetes; Eurotiales; Aspergillaceae. The record is from RefSeq and is a predicted model, not a curated record.
AUGUCUAAUGAACUUCAAGAAGCAUUUGACGAACUGGUCUUGGGGACCAGCGCUCUAGAGGCUUUCCCCUUUGAUGACUUUGCGAACCGACUGCAUAACAAAGUCCGAGCAUGUAUUGGAACAGAAAAUAACAGCGAUGCAGUACAGAAAUAUAUCGAAAGGGCGCCAAAUUAUCCCCCCGAAGACUCUGAUUCCGACAGUUCUCGUCUCGAUGGAUUCGAGGCAUACGAUCUUCUUUACCGACUGUCGUUGCCAGCGGCGAGUCACGGAAUUGCCAGUGUUGAUGGUAGUCUCGACUCCGACAACUUGAGGCGUUUUAUUAGCGCAGACAACUCAAAGCUUCGCUAUCUCGAGUCUUUGACAAAUCUGAUGAGCUUCUGUCUUGGGGAACAUGUCGACUUUCAGCUCAGGUCUCAGGGUAAACGUGACCUGAACGAACUCUAUCAUAUAGAUGGGUUCAAAGAGUAUGUGCUGGAACAAAUCGUAACCGACGAGUUUAUCACCAAUGAGAUACGAAGAGAUAUUGCGAGGGGUAAUCAUCUUUUCAGCAUUGUGUGGCUCCUGCUCGCGGAUUACUUUGAAAAUAGGGAAUUUGCCUUUCGCAAUUCCCCUGCCUCGGGACCUGACUUUGAAAACAAAGCGAGUCACAAAACUCUCAGUCGAUGGUCUUAUACUCUGUGGGCUACGGAGGGCAAAGGAAACCCUGACAGAAUGGAUGAGGUGGUGACGUUCUGUGGGAAAGUGGCCACGAUCAGCAUUUGUCCUCCAAACUCCACAACUGGCUUGCAGCGCCCGACAUCUGUCACAACAGUAAUGAAGUCGUUUUAUAGCCAGGGUAUGAAGGCCCCCAGAGAUGAUGCAUAUACAAAGGAAUUGCAAAACAGCUUGGAUCGACUCUCGGACAAUGAAGAGAUCAUCAACGAGUGGAAGUCUUAUUGUGACACCCUUGCAAGUAGCUGGGAGAUUCAAGUUCGACACUACUGGAACAAAGCAUUCUUCCACCUCUUCCAGGAGGGGCAGUCUCGUGAAGUCAAGUUUUGGAUAGCUACCGCAUCCGAUGCCCAGUGGAAUUUGUAUUUGUGGGAUAGUUAUCUGCCUGUGCUGGGCAAUCCAUAUGACAAGCGGAGUAUUAGAACCCCGGGUUGUCAUAUUCUUCCGGGGACUCUAAUUACGUUCUCCGAUGGUGAAUCGCGAAUGGUGGAGGAUGUCUCUCCCGCUCAUCGAAUCUUGACCCAAGUAAAUCCGAACAAGUCUGCUACAGCCGUUGCUUAUCCUGUUGAUCAGCCAGUGAAGACAAAAUUGAUGAGACUCAACGGAGAGGGCUCCUUCUUUCCAAGCUCGCAGGUUUUUCAUACGCCUACUGGGCUGCGGGCAGCAGAUCCCGAGGCUGCGCAGAUUUUGAAUCCAUUCCAACGAAUCGGUCAACUGGAUGUGGGACAUAUCGUCUUCCGUCUUCAAGGGGAGAAGUAUGAAGCUGUGGAGGUCAAGGCAAUUGAGCAAACAAAAGAAACCACCUUGGAUCGUGUCUAUACUCUCGCAUUACCUGGAGACGAACAGACGCUUCAUGUCCACGGCUAUCUGGUCGAAACAAAUGCUCCAGGCCACACUUUGAGGCAAACCAUCAAUGCGCUGCGCAAAGUGCCAGGUAGCAGAAGACUAGGAGUUUUGUCCCAUUGCAAAGAGAUGUGGCCGAUGUUCAAGAAAUUUGACAGUCAAUGCAUUAACCAACGGCUGAACUGGGAGUUAUUUGGUCAGUACAAGUCACCAGAUGGCAAGAGUCCCAAGGUGAAGAGGUCAGUCUCGUUUAGAGAUCAACUCAAGACAGAGAAAGCGCUAUCGCGGCCAACAGGUGUUGCCAUUGACGGUAUUGCGAGAGGGUUCGCUCUUACGGCCCACCAUCCCAGCAACCUUCCAGCUGGGUAUGAACUUCCAACUCUGAGCCUAGUCGAUGGGUAUCUCCUGGUCCAGGGCGAAGUGCAGCUACGGAGCACCUACGACUCCCAAGACCGGAGCUUCCACUGGACGCGGGAGCUGAAGCAGCAAAAUCUGUUCGAACAUGGGUCGGUCCAGAUUGACUCUCGAGCAAUUUCCGGGAACGGGGUUAUUUAUGUAUCCUCGGAAUCAGAGGCCCAAGCUAUGCCUGACCGGCAUCAGCUUCACCCAUUUGUGGCGCAUGCACAAAGCUUGGAGUCCCUGCACACCGCUCAGCAGGCAUCGGAUGAAACCUGGAAAUAUCUAAGCACCUACAAUGUAACUCUUGAUCAGAGUCCCUGGCCUGCAGACACCGAGCGAACUGAACCAGUGGACCCAGUCGACGGAGGUACCUUCGAAGAUGGUUAUCUGGUCAGUUCAGCAAACGUGAAAACACGUGCGUUGCGUCUGCCACUGGUUGAGCAGCUUCGGGAGCAAAUCAACCAAAAGUUCAAUCAGAAGCUGGGAACGUUCUACAAGGCCAUUUCGCAGUUCAACACUGAUGGAUUGGAGACAUUCAAGGUGGUAUUCAGCCGUGCACCAUUGGUUCCUUUUGUUUCUGACGCUGGGCUCGAUCUGAAAAGGAAAUUCAGCGUCGGGUUCGAGUCAGACCUGGAUAUUGAUGUGACCCUCCCGACACUGUUUCAGCAGAUGAAUAUCACGUUUGACGUCAGAUACAAAACAUUCACCGGAUACUUCUUUGAAUACGACCCGACCAAGCGUGGAUACAAGGGUGACCGGCAUCUUGUCACAGGGACUGCAAAACCCUCAUCUGCGGCGGAUACAAUUAGAUCCAGGGUCUCCCAAGCCUAUGCAUCCGUAUACAAGCCGGGUGUGACUGCCUCAUUGGAUGAGACCUUUCAGCCUGCACCAGUCACCAAGAGCUUGCUGAAAGCCAAACAGACAACCAUCGAUGACUUGAUGGAGCUGAGUGGCUACCAGGAAACUUCGUUACAUAACGGCACGCAGCAAUACAUCCAACAGAUGAUGUACUACCACAUGGACGAUGAACAAAGGGAAAAGAUCCUCCGGGAGCCAAAGCCCAUUAUCGGCCAAGACAUCCCAGCCAGUCUAGCGGAUAACUUACCAUCCAAGUUGAAGACCUUCUUCAAAGAAAAAUACGCCCCGGCCUUUAUAUGUCGCUACGUUGGUCGGACACAAAAGUACUCCGGAUCUUUCACAGACCAAGAAAUCAAGAAUCUCUGGUACUGGUGGGAAGGUAAUGGUCCCAACAGUCUCUCCCACAGCGAAGAGUAUAAUGAUAUCAACCGACUGAGCUCACGAGCGUCCAUGUUGGAGAAAUAUGCUAGUCAACUUGAACCAUACUUGAAUGACAACCCCGAGAAGUGGGCUAAAGACCUACACACUGAGCUCAUCGACAACAAGCAUCUGAUGGAAAUCUGGAUUGACAAGCCAAUACAGAAUGGCAACAACGUGAUCAACAAGCAAUGUAACAUUCUGGAUGCGCUGGAUCCGGGCCCAGACUGGGCAAAUCAAUUUUUCACCGAGUUUAUGGCAGUGGCAUUGGAAGAAGGCGGCGCAGCCGCAAAUAUCGAUGAUAGUGACCAGGACAGCCAGUAUAAAUGGGUCUAUGAUUCCAUGAGCGAUCUCAUACAGGCCAUUCUCAACGGCGACCAGUGGGUUUCCGAGGAUGUUCGCGCAGCAUUGCUGCAGGACAUUAAUGACUUCGAAGAGGCAAAUGGCUUGAACCAGCAAGCCGACGCGGAGCAAAGAGCCGCUGCUAUAUUGGAGAAAAGCACGGUGUUCAUGAGAGAACUGACGACUUGGAUGUCAUAUAUCGGCAAAGGAUUGCAGGCUGCUUUUGGAGGAUCUGCUUUGUUCAAAUGGGCCGGGGAAGCUUUUGACAAUGUCUCCUCCAAGUUUCUUUCCAAGCUUCCGGGAGUUGCUAAGCUGAAGGGGAUUUCCAGCAUUUGCAUGGCUGGGGUCAGUCUGGCCUCAGCCGCCGUGAGUCUAUGGGGCUUAGUGGAGAAUUGGGACUCCAUGUCCGAUGCUGCGAAGGCAACAGUGAUUAUCGAAGUCAUUGGCAUGGUGACUGAUGCAGCUGGCAACGCAAUCGAUGCAUUCAAGUCCUUCACUUCCAAGCCUGCUACGACGGCCACAGACCAGAUAAACAUGGAGGCUCUCAAUGAAAGUCUCUCUAGCGAGAUACGGGGCAGCAACGAGAAGCUAGGUAGUGUGGCCCAGGAGAUCUCAGGACCAGAGGAUUUCCGUACCGCAAUAGGCGAUGGCAUUCACGGUGAGGGACUUCCCAUGGAGGGUGGAACCAACGAAAGCUGGGACCAAGAUGUUUCGAGCAUCGCCGAAGAUAUCCCUCCGGGGUAUGAAGACGCGGCUAAGAAGUUCAACAUCUCGGGAAACCUACUACGAAUUCUCAAUAUCAUUCUUGGCAUUGGACUGGUUGUAGCCAUGUCAUUCUCGCUGGCGAAUGACUGGAAUUCCAUGUCCGAUACGGGCAAGGUCCUUGGCGUGUUGAACGCCAUUGUCCAGGGUCUGACUGUGCUGCUGGAUAUCAUUGACUUCGCCGCCGAGGCCGGAGUUAUUGCUGUUACUGGAACGAUGAGUGUGGCUCUGCCAAUUCUUGGAGCUGUUCUAGCGGUCAUUGGAAUAGUCCUCAUGCUUGUUCAGCUCUUCAUCAACCUCUUCGUUGCCAGGCAACCUCCCCCCGAUCCAAUUCAGGAGUUCAUCGACAAAGUUGGGCAUGCGCUGAUCAAAACCUUUGAUCAGGCGCCCGAGCCAAAGCUCACAUAUUCCAUUUCCAGUACCAGUGUCAGCGCAGAUAGUGUCAACACACUCACGAUCGAGGGGGUCAAUGAGACCAAGAGCGACGUUACCCUGUCGCGCACAACCAUCACUCUUUACUCCGGGGAUGACGACGUCUGUCUGUUCCGAAACGGCGCAGAUUACAUCCAGCUGGUGCCUGAUGACGAUCCUAACCGCGAAACGAGCGGCCAUACCUACGUCGCGCCUCAAAAGAUCACAGCUGGCCAGUUGCCCACGCCGGCUAAACUAGGAACUACUUCCAAUUACUACCAGUAUAAUCUUCAGGCUGCUGGUCCCCCGAAGGAAAAUUCUACCAAUCUCACAAGCUUGAUACUCAAACAUGGGGAGAAACUCAAAUCGGUAUGGACAGCGGUGGCCAACAAAAUAGGCGAUGACAAGGAAAAGUCGACGAGCUGGAUUGAAGUUAUUGAGGCUGGGCUCAAGGACAAGACCCAGCAUCAGUUCAAAAUCACCCGUGUUUGA